Messenger RNA from Colletotrichum lupini, 384 nucleotides. RefSeq lists its product as uncharacterized. The transcript is spliced from 2 exons. Lineage: Eukaryota; Fungi; Ascomycota; Sordariomycetes; Glomerellales; Glomerellaceae. The annotation marks the transcript as partial. The record is from RefSeq and is a predicted model, not a curated record.
CAACUGCUGCUGCUGCCUUCGGUCACGGCAGCCACGAUCAAACCUGAACCUGUAUCCGUACCGUUGCACUGGGACCAGCAUCGACCAAAAGUUCCAACUCCCAACGCCGUGCCUCAAGUGACGAUCCCAGUCUAUCUUGGAGCCUUUUUCUUCGACGGACCGCGACAGCCGAAGAACAAGGCGCGCGUGCUUUUACGGAGUCAUCGUGCACGGCUCAGGGGCAAUAUCACUGGCCGAGAGCACGCCGUCUGUGAUUUGCCGGCCCGUUGCGCUUUCUUUUACUGCAGCAACAUGCCAGGCCUAGAAGCCCUUGGUGCGGCCUCGCCAGCUGAUGUUCUUGUUCACAUCCCCUCAAGUCUUUCUGAUGAAACAGGCGGCAGCUAA